Protopolystoma xenopodis is the source of this 981-nucleotide messenger RNA. The record is from the annotation of a GenBank genome assembly. Lineage: Eukaryota; Metazoa; Platyhelminthes; Monogenea; Polystomatidea; Polystomatidae.
AUGCGUUUUUGCGAAAUCCUGCUCUCUCAUUUCGACAACGUUUGUCCCGGGGCCACGGAUCUGAUACAGAAGAGGCUCAUGCGCUCAAGAAACCCUAUUUUAGUCGCUAACGCGGUACCAUUUACGGGUAAAUUCGUUCAAGACAUAUUUUUUGGAGGGGCUCUUCAAAAGCCGACUUUGCUUUACAGAACAACUGCAACAACAACUCGGCUCGGUCACAGUCAUUGCUGGAUUGUGGCUUCCGCCUCGGCGACGGGAUCAGAUUCCGUGUCGUGCAUGUCACGAUUGCUUGACCAGGUUCCAGACGGAUCCAGAAGCAGUCAAGAUGACUGUCAAAGUGGCAUCUGCUUAUUGCACCAAUCUUGUUCUCUCUCCUUUGACCAGCCGUUCUCUGACAGAGUCGAUCGAGCCGAGGGCACGUCGAGACAACCGACAAGAAUACACGUUUCCAUGGUCGUGGGUGGAGCCGAGGCGUGUCGACAGAUGACUCGCGUCGUCAAGAGCAUCCUGCUUCAGCGGAGCCGGAUGAAAUGGCCCAUUUACGCCGACGACAAACUGCUGCCUUCAGAGAUGGUAACUGUGGCGACUCGGCAUGGUUGCAACAAGUCGAGGCCAGAAGCUGUGACUGCCUCGUCGUCAAGCGGGUCUAACAAGAGGACGACUGUCAAGUCUGGCGCUGAGAGUGACUAUGACGACGAGGCGAUGGUUGAGUGUCGAGGAGCGAAAGAGGACCGGUCAAAGCAGACGACGAUGAAGUCGAGAAGAGCAGAGUCAGUCGAGAUGGGCAUUUUCAGAUGGACCUUGUGCCUUCAUUUGCUGGUCGACCUACAGGCCGGACUUUCCCUGCAAACCCUCUUCUCCACUUGGCGACUGCCCGACACUCAGGUCUACUUUUAUCCCAUCCAAGAGGCAGUUGUAAGUGACAUCAUCUCAUACAUGCCAAUAUCUACCAAUGCUUUAAAUUCAUACUUUCUAUUCUAA